Messenger RNA from Amorphotheca resinae ATCC 22711, 1146 nucleotides. RefSeq lists its product as hypothetical. The record is from RefSeq and is a predicted model, not a curated record. Lineage: Eukaryota; Fungi; Ascomycota; Leotiomycetes; Helotiales; Amorphothecaceae. The coding region runs from base 1 to 1146 and encodes 381 amino acids. Gene Ontology annotation, molecular function: GTPase activity. The transcript is spliced from 2 exons.
AUGGCUGGCUCAGGCAAAACCACCUUCAUGCAGCGAAUAAACGCCCAUCUCCAUGCCCAAAGAGAUCCCCCUUAUGUCAUGAACCUCGACCCCGCAGUCCUAAAUGUCCCUUUCACGGCCAAUAUCGACAUUCGUGACUCAGUCAACUACAAAGAGGUCAUGAAAGCCUACAAUCUAGGCCCCAACGGCGGGAUCCUCACAUCUCUAAAUCUGUUCGCCACAAAGAUAGACCAGAUCCUUGCUCUCCUCGAGAAACGCGCACAAGGCGACCCCGAGAAGCCCACGGUAAAGCCCAUCAAGAAUAUAUUGGUAGAUACUCCUGGACAGAUUGAGGUUUUCGUGUGGAGUGCGUCUGGAAGCAUUCUUUUGGAUUCCCUGGCGUCGACAUUCCCUACAGUCAUCGCAUAUAUCAUAGAUACGCCCCGCACAGCUUCGACGAGUACAUUCAUGAGCAAUAUGCUGUACGCGUGCAGUAUCCUCUACAAAACGAAGUUGCCCAUGAUCCUGGUCUUCAACAAAACAGAUGUCAAAGACGCCGAGUUCGCCAAGGAGUGGAUGACGGACUUCGAAGCCUUCCAAGCUGCAUUAAAAGAAGAAGAGGAGAUGGGCAGCUUUGGGGGGCUUGAAGGUGGUUCUGGCGGGUUAGGUGGGGGAAGUGGUUAUAUGGGAUCCUUGCUGAACAGCAUGAGUUUAGUGCUGGAGGAGUUUUACAGUCAUCUGAGUGUGGUGGGGGUCAGUUCUAUGACCGGAGCAGGUGUUGACGAGUUCUUCAAAGCCGUGGAAGAGAAAGCGGAGGAGUUCAAUAGGGAUUAUAAACCCGAACUGGAGCGGAGAAGGAAACAGAGGGAGGAAGAAAAGGCUGCAAACAGGGAGAAAGAACUGGGAAGGCUCAUGAAGGAUAUGGCCGUCUCGGGCGAGCCUUCUUCAAGGAAGCCUGAGGAGAAACCCGAGAAACCUGACAUGGAUACCCUUAGUGAUAUGGAAUACGACUCAGAUGAGGAAGAAGACGAUGCUGGAAAGGAUGAGGAUGAUGCUGAUGGCCUGACGGCGAGGUAUAAGAAGGCCUUGGAAGAAUCCGGGGGAUCAGCGACCAACGAGGAUCAUAGCUUCACAAGAUAUCUCCGAGCUAGUCAGAUGAAUAUGUAA